Molecule: messenger RNA, 1290 nt
Organism: Lottia gigantea (owl limpet)
Lineage: Eukaryota; Metazoa; Mollusca; Gastropoda; Lottiidae
Exons: 5
Coding region: 78-896 (272 amino acids)
Source: RefSeq, a predicted model, not a curated record
AUUUUAACUGUCAUGGCGGACAGUUGUUUAUGAAUUUUGGUAUUUGAAGGAAUUUGAAAAUUUACUAGUCCACCAAGAUGGGAUAUUAUUGGUCUUCCGUAUUGUUAGCCAUCAACAGUCUGGUAUUGACCUUUGGCACUAUUGCUGUCAUAGUUACAUGUUUUGUGCCAUAUUGGUUCCAGAUAACGAUCAGUCCUGAAGAUGCCCGAUAUGGUACAGAAGAAGUACCAGAACUAACUGUCAUUAAUUCUGGACUGUUUUUCAUGUCUGCUGAUGGUUACGUAGACAUGAUUUUCAUGUCUAAAAUUAGCAACCACAGAUUUGCUCCUCUCUCUAUUAUAGCCGGACAAGUAUUGUAUUUUGCUGGCACUGUUGGAAUUGGUAUUUGUACAGUAGCCAGUUUUAUUUUGUCCUGCCGUAAACUGGGUUCAGUGGUUGGACAAUUUUUCUUAGCUAGUUUUAUCACUAUCUCAGCCAUCUGUUUAGUAUUGGGUGUGGUACUGGCAGCGUUUGUAUUUUUGGGGGUCGAUGGCUUGAGUGAAUGGAAGAAUCUACCACUAAACAACCCUAAUAGAUUGUCUGGAGUAGUAGUUCCUGAGAGUAUAGAGAUGGACUGGGGUUUCUUUAUAGCUAUUGGUGCUGCUGCUAUAUCCUUGGUGACCGCAGUCCUGGGUUGGAUGGAAGCUUUGAGAACCUGCCGAUAUAUUGAGGACAUUCGCUCCAAACAGCUCCGUGAUCCAAACUAUGGUCGCAAAGAAGAAGUUCCCUACACCAAGUUUAACUACCAACAAUCUUACCCGGACACCUACACCGUCACUGUUCCUACCCAGCAACCAGAGCAACAGAUGUAUUAUGGAGAACCAGGCCCUGAAAUAUCUCAAACUGUUGAAAUUUAAGCAAAUGCCUACAGGAGGCUACUAGGCUGAAAUGUCAUUCCAUAAAUAUUAAAUUAAUAUUUUGAUUUUGGAUUUUAAAAGUCCAUAAAAAUUAAAUCAUUCGCUUCAUUACAAAGUAACUCUAAAUACAAAUUUUGUGAAAGGUUUGUUUUGAUAAUUUUUAAAACCGAAUUUUAGACCUAUGAAAUAUCUUUCCAUGGGGGAUAAUAUUUUUUUUUAUGUAUAUAUUUUGUAAUUUCUUUACCCCAUUUGAAAAAUGCCACUAUAUCAAGUUUUUUCAGAUGUUCACAGUAUAAUCUUAUAUUCUAAGCUUUAUGAUAAUAACUUUCAUUCCACCAUUUUUUAGCAUUUUAUCUUGUCAUUUUUAUAUAGAUUAAACUCUUUUAUAUCUUAA